Molecule: messenger RNA, 855 nt
Organism: Ciona intestinalis (vase tunicate)
Lineage: Eukaryota; Metazoa; Chordata; Ascidiacea; Phlebobranchia; Cionidae
Source: RefSeq, a predicted model, not a curated record
AGAUUUUGUUUUGAAAAUGUUACUUACGUUUUCCGGAUAGACGAUGUUUCAAUUUUCCAAGAACUCGUGUGUUCGUGUGAAAAAACAUCAUACACGCGCGACUCGUUGUGUAAACCGCCUGUUGCCAGGAUGGUCCUUCCUGAAACAGUAAAAGAUUCUCAGUCGAGCUCAAAGUCCUCUUCUCGACCAACGACAGGUCCGCCUCUUGAUCUUUCUUUCAAAUGUAUGCUCAGUUCAAGCGAUAUAGCUGAUGAGGCAGAGACGCACACUCAGCCAAAUCUUGUAAGAUCACAGAAUGGCAAAGCAAUCUGCAACGCGAUUCGUAUGAACAACAAUUCCCUGAAUGAUAUCAACGGUCUGGACAAAACAAUGGCGGAUAUUGUAGACAACCCUGACGAAAUCGCAUGGAUAGAUCUUUCUUUUAAUGAGCUAAACACGAUUGACAAGGUGCUUACACUUUUCAAGAACGUGCGUGUGUUGUACCUGCAUGGAAACACAAUCGAGAAAAUACAAGAAGUUCAGAAGCUUUCGUCGCUUCCACACCUGCGAAGUUUAACUUUGCAUGGAAACCCGAUUGAAACAGAGAGGGGUUAUCGACAGUAUGUGUUGUCUGUGUUGCCCGGUCUCCGCACACUAGACUUCAGUGGUGUAACCAAACAAGAUCGCUCUGGUGCCCUCACGUGGAGCGCGAUGAACAAGAAGACCCGACGCCGGAAGAAUUCAACUUCCUGAACGAAGCUUGCCCAUUUUUACAUUAGAGCAGUAUCUUAUAUUUGUGCAGAUAUUUUACCUAUAUUGCGAAUAGCUCAAUCGUAGUGCAAUUAUACUUUUUAGCCCGCUAUUACACAAACUACC